CAACAAAAACAAGCUUGAAUCAACAGUUUUCCUUGAUUUUUCCUAAAAUUAAAGGAUUUUAAUUAAAUUUUAACUCAAAAAUCAAAGAAAAGUUAAAUUUUUAAACAAAUUUCGUUAAAAACUUGACAGAAAAUUAUUGAAAUACGAUAAAAAUCGAAAAAGCCGAAAUCGUUUGAGCUACAUUUACAAGGAUUUUGACUAUUUUUGGAACAAUUUGCUAUAAAAUCGCAUAAAAAUGCCGACUUGGACACAAAUUGAGAGUAUGUUACGACAUCCAGACAAUCCAGUAGUAUUCAUGGACAUCACAGUAGGAACUGCUGAAAUCGGUCGAAUUCUGUUCGAAUUAUUUGCUGAUGUCGCUCCAAAAACCUCAGAGAACUUCCGGCAAUUUUGUACGGGCGAAUAUCGCAAAGACGGCAUUCCCUACGGGUAUAAAGGGGCUUCAAUUCAUCGUGUCAUCAAAGAUUUCAUGGUUCAAGGAGGCGAUUUUGUGAAUGGAGAUGGAACCGGAGUUUGUUCAAUUUUUGGCACAAGUACGUUCGCUGAUGAGAAUUUCAUAUUGAAGCAUGACGCCGCGGGCUUACUUUCCAUGGCAAACAGCGGAAAAGACACCAACGGAUGUCAAUUUUUCAUUACCUGCGCCAAAUGUAACUUUUUGGACAACAAACAUGUCGUUUUUGGGCGCGUCUUGGAUGGCUUACUUGUGAUGCGAAAGAUCGAAAAUGUACCCACAGGUCCAAAUAACAAGCCAAAACUGCCAGUUGUAAUAUCGCAAUGUGGACAAAUGUAGAAAAUAAUUUUUUUCAAUAUUACUAAACAUGUAUUUUAAUCGGUUCUUACGUUUU
Culicoides brevitarsis is the source of this 845-nucleotide messenger RNA. Its product is annotated as peptidyl-prolyl cis-trans isomerase H. Gene Ontology annotation, biological process: protein peptidyl-prolyl isomerization. The transcript is spliced from 3 exons. NCBI's taxonomy places the organism in Eukaryota, Metazoa, Arthropoda, Insecta, Diptera, Ceratopogonidae. The coding region runs from base 236 to 790 and encodes 184 amino acids. Gene Ontology annotation, molecular function: peptidyl-prolyl cis-trans isomerase activity. The record is from RefSeq and is a predicted model, not a curated record. Gene Ontology annotation, cellular component: intracellular membrane-bounded organelle.